This is a messenger RNA of Musa acuminata AAA Group (dessert banana), 738 nucleotides long. RefSeq lists its product as uncharacterized. Lineage: Eukaryota; Viridiplantae; Streptophyta; Magnoliopsida; Zingiberales; Musaceae. The transcript is spliced from 2 exons. The coding region runs from base 1 to 738 and encodes 245 amino acids. The record is from RefSeq and is a predicted model, not a curated record.
AUGGACAGGGAGAACAAGCCGGAGAAGACCAUUCACCACAUCACCCAUCUCCACCCCUUGAAGCUCACCGAUCUGCAAGGAGACGAAGCGAAGCCCGUCUGCCACGCGUGCCGCCAUCCUUGCGCCGCCUCGGCCUACCGGUGCGAGCGGUGCCGCUACGUUCUCGACCCGACCUGCGCUCGGCUGCCGCAAUUCGACCGACACCUCCCCUGCGACGGUCUCGCUGAGAAGCUGAGCCACCCGUCCCAUCCCCACCCGGUGACGCUGGUCCACCAGGAUCCCACCAGUGGGCGGGGCUACUUGUGCGACCUGUGCCGAGGCGCUUUCGACGCCUCGUCUGAGUGGCUUUACAUCUGCAGGGCUUGCGAUUUCGGCGGCCACAUCAGCUGCUUCGUGUCGGGGACGAAGCCCGCGGAACAGGCCACCGCUGCCCAACGACAGAUCGAUCCGGCGGCGGCGCUGUCCGGGAUGCAGCAGAAGCUGAUGGCUCAGAUGUUCAUGGCAGACACGAUGCCGCAGACGGGGAGGAACGCGGUGGCGUUGACGGGAGGACCUCGAGAGUACGUUUACUAUAAUUCGGCGCUGCUACCGAGCCAGUACGCUGGCAUGGCCGAUUCAAUGGUGAUGAACAAUCUGGCAUUGUUAUCUCUGAACGAUCAGAAGACUGGUGGUGGUGGUGGUGGUCCGGCUGGUGGAGAUGUGGCAAGUUCUGCUGGGAACACAUCCACUCUGUCAUAG